Molecule: messenger RNA, 2454 nt
Organism: Biomphalaria glabrata
Lineage: Eukaryota; Metazoa; Mollusca; Gastropoda; Planorbidae
Exons: 14
Coding region: 128-1630 (500 amino acids)
Source: RefSeq, a predicted model, not a curated record
UCACUUUUUAAUGUGUUAUAGGCCCGAAUAAUCAAAAACAAAAUAUUAAAGUGUGUCACUUGAAAGAUUGAUUGAUUCUAGUUUAGUGUUCCAGACUAUACUAAGUGACCACUGACCAGUUUAGACCAUGUACACCCUUCUUCUUCUCACAACAGGGCUAGUGUUUGUGGGCUUAACCCUUGGAGAUUUCACACCUACUAGUCAGUGUGGUCAAAAUGGGAAAAUUUGCUAUGACGCUUCCAAGGAUCGUAUCCGUAAAAAGAUAGAUGAAGUUGAUUAUGUCGGAGGCUGCAGAGCAAAUCUAAAUCUUCUAAACUGCCUGAACAGCGUACAAGACAGUGCCACAUGUUCGGAUAUUCAGAACUAUAAAAUACAAAUUAGCAACUACACUACUGGAAUAUGUCGACCAGACAAUCCUGGUCUAGUUACAGAUUGUGGAAACCAACUAGGUUCAUGCGUCACUCAAUUGUACACCAUCAAAAAUGACUUUCAAAACAGCCAGGCCAAGAAAGCAUGUCCAGCCAUCAAAUUCUUCAACAACUGUACAAGCUCUAUAUUACAGGAACAAAUAUGCCCAAAGCCAAUCACCGACAAACUGAACGCUCUACUGACAGGCAUGAGUAAUGAGGAUAUGACAGUUGGAUGUGAUGGACCGUGUGCACAGUUAAUUGGAAACUGCACCACAAAACUGGUCUAUGAUAUUGUUGGUAUGCCAGUCUUCAAACUCAACUGGACGGAUUUCUGUAUUCAGGGUUACGGAGCAAGAAAGUGCGUUGAGGCUAUACCAACAACAUCUGGUCCCUGCAUCGCCAGACCUGGCACUACUUCAACAGUGGACGAUAUCAUGCACAGCUACACAGCUUACCUUCAAGACUACUGCGAUGACAAGGGGCAACCUUCUAAAUGUAUGGCUGAUAUGGACGAGUGUCGUGAUGAAAUUUUGGCAGUGACACCAGAUGCCAAUAUCACUACACAGUGUAGAAUUGCUGCCAACUUUUUGGAAUGUACUAGUAAGUUGCCCUGCGAGACUCAGCUGAAAACAACAAUAGACAGCAUGAGGCAAAUGUUUAUAACGGGUGAAGGCCAACAACACUGCCCUACUGUUGGUUCCUGCACUGAGCGUAUUGAGACCUGUAACGGUAUCAAUGCACAGCUGAAAACGGUCAAUAAUAACACCCAGAAAGCUCAAUUUUGCAAAAUGGUUGAUAGUGCUGUCAGUUGCUUUGAUUUUGUUAGAAAGGAUCCAAUCUGUAUAAAUGAGAAGAUGAUAGUCAGCGAUUUUGAAACUAUGCUGGCUGUUACAAUAGCACCAGCUUGUGGAGCUCCUAUUGGUUCCUGUACUGACAGAAUCAAAGUCUGUGAUAUGAAUGAGAAAAUUGUCACAGCCGUGGACAACUCAACACAGAGAGAUGAGUUUUGCAAGCGUGCAGCAACAGGAGCUAGUUGCUUUGAUGGUAUCAGACAAGAUCCUGCCUGUAAAACAGACAAACCAGAACUAAGCACAUGGGAGACAAAGCUCAAAAACCUCGUGAACCCCUAUUGUAAUAAAGCAGGAGGAUCUGCGACAUUCCUGCCCUAUGUUCUGAUGGCACCACUUUGUAUUUUCAUUAGCAAACUGUUGCGGCUGUAAGGAAUAUGAUAAUGAUAUAAGACCUGUGCCUGGGUGUGACUGGUAUUAAAGUGUACAUGAUGAUAUGUAAGCUAUAUUGUGGUGUAUUCAUUUUUCCGAAUGUCAAAUAAAAAUUUUUAGACAGAGUGGUAGGGAGAUAUUUGUCGAAAUAGAAGGAACAUGUUACAAAUUAAGAAUGUGUAAUUAAUUAAUUUUAUAUUAAUGAUCAUUGAUUAUAGGUCAAGGUAUAACUUCUAGUUUGGCAGCAUUUUUUUCUCAAAUGUUACAGCAUGAGUCAUGGCUCAAAUGUUUAGAUCUUACUGCCCAUUGAGCUUAAACACAUCACAUCCCUAUAAACCUGGCCAUUAUCAGCCUGUACUAAACCAUAUUGCCCAAAUUGUAGACUAAUCUAUUCUUUGCAAUUUGGUGCAAUUAGGUCAAUGUGGGCUACCUGAGUAGAAUGGGCAAAAUCUCUGUCAGAUACUUAAGGGAACUAUAGUAUUGUCCUAUAAUCAAGCUUAAGCUGGCUCCAAUGGUUUAGUAAUAAAAAUGUAUUAAAGGUAAAGUUAGCAAUAACAUUUAUCAUUUGGAUGCUGGCUCCAAUAAGUAAUUCAAAUUUCAUCAGGGUUCAAUUAGGGAUAACUUUUUUUGUGCAAUUAUAGAGCUGUGCAUGCAUCAUUAGGUUUAAGUAGAAUAAUAAUAUUCAAAGCAUUUAGUCAACUUUUCAUUGAUGUCUUUGGUUCUGAGAGUGCCUGGAGCUUUUUCAAUUGUGUAUACUGACCUAGAGCUUUCAUUGUGUUUAAUGGCAGCCAUAUAUAAAUGAAAUUAAAGUAUUAUUAACAGUU